GGGUCGUGUGUGGUGGACUGUGACUAUCCUACUGAAAACAUUAUUAGAGAUGUGAUAUCUCAAGUUUUUGUGACUGUUCUGGUUACUUGUCUCCUCGGGAGUGGGUCGUGUGUGGUGGACUGUGACUAUCCUACUGAAAACAUUAUUAGAGAUGUGAUAUCUCAAGUUUUUGUGACUGGAGAGGGUGCCGUCACCCCUACCAUCACCUUGGACAGACACCGUAUUGUGUGCCUGGCCUACAGUCGGCAAAGAGAUCGCUAUAGAGCUUUCUCUGUUAUCGUUGAGUACACUUGUGAGGUAAAUGCGGGAUGUCCCGAGGGUAUGGUAGUAGAGCAGUUUGAAGCCGAGUGUAACGGAAAUACUUGGGGCACUCGAGUUCUUGGUGUCGCGGUAAUUCCUCGGACAUCUCCUGCCACUGGUGAUUUCUCAAAUGAUCUCAGAGAAGACUGUUCUUUCUGUGCGUCUCAACAAACCGCUAGUGCCGCUGGAGGCGCUCCUGAUCCGGCCAGCGACGGGUCGCAUUGCAUUGAAUGUAACGCUCUAUGCAGUGGUGAAGAAGCUGGAGCUAGAAGAUGCUUUGGCUUUGGUUCUGACUCCUGCUGUCAGGUUUAUCUACCUAAUGGCACAUGUGGCAAGGCCUGUCCGGAAGAUGGUGUUUAUUCCAUCAGCAGUGACUUUAACUGCUUGAGAGACUGUCCUGAUAGCCUUGGCACAGUUGGGAAUGGAAGAGUUGAGUAUUCUCAGAAUGCUACAGGAGAAGGCUACUUACCAGGAACUACAGCUACUGUUGCAUGCAAUGAUACGUAUGAGACAGAUGGGUAUGGCGCUAUCUGCAGCAACGCUGGCACAUGGAACUCCACCCUACCAAACUGCAUCGUGAUUGAGUGUGGUGAAGUCCCAACUUUAGUGAACGGGAAAGUUUCAGGAGUACCAGCCACCACGGAGGUUGAAGCAGUAGCCACAUAUGAGUGUGACACUGACUACAUAUUCAAAGACGAAAGGAACACUAGGACUUGCCAAAAUGAUAAGACCUGGUCAAACGAAGAUCUUGAAUGCGUCAAAGAUGUUGACUGUGGUAGUCUUACAGACCCAGUGAAUGGAACAAUCAGUCUCACUGGCACUGCGUUCAACUCAACAGCCACUUACUCCUGCAAUGAUGGCUACAGUCUAGUGGGAGAUACCACCAUAACAUGUCUGGCUAGUGGUCUCUGGUCUGGGGAACCACCAUUAUGCUGUACAACAAACUGUAUUGAUUGUGACGUGGACGGUUGCAAAGUAUGCGGAGCAGAUUACAAGCUUGAGAAUGGAGUUUGCAAGUGCGUUGUUACUGGUUGCAGCAGUUGUGAAAGUGACUCCAGCAAAUGUGAUACAUGUGAAGAAGGGCGGAGACUGGACGACGAUAAGUCAGCCUGCUCAGAAUGCGCAGUUACUGGUUGCAACUGGACGACGAUAAGAAUCAGCCUGCUCCGAAUGCGCAGUUACUGGUGCAGUAAUGUGACAGUGAUGUCAGGAAGUGUGACACAUGUGGGGAAGAAAGGACGACUGAGCAACAGAGAAGUAAAUCAGCUGUAUCACAGCGGAAUGAUGGUGUUUUGUGCAGUGAAACUGAUGAUGAUAAUGGUCUCUCUAUUGGAGCCAUCAUUGGUAUUGUGAUUGCUUGCAUCUUUGCUGUCGUGGUUGUUAUAGCGAUUGCACUGUAUGCAGUCUACCGUAACAACAAGUAGAACAAACAAUUUUCCAUGUGUCAACAAUGUGCUCAUUGCAAAAGUAGCUUACAUUCUGUCGUCCAUUUAGCUAUAAUUAUAAUACUUUUACAAGGCGAUUUUGUGCAGUGCGUGGGGCCGGCCGGGCAGGGUUUUGGGGGGUGGGGCUGUCGAGUGCUGCAAACUAUUACAGUGCAGUGCAGUGACCGAGAAUAGAACUCUACCGACUUUUGUAGGCCGGUCUCGUAGUCAGGAUGUUCUCUGCUACCUUUCAUCAGCUACUUCUAGUGGCCGUGAUUAUGGUAGGGACAAGCAGUCAGCAGCACUACUGCUCGUAUCCUAGUAGUACCGAGCUGGAGAGUGUGAUUGCCGCCAUCAUCGCCUCAGGAGAUGCUGCAGCUAAACCCACGAUAACUCUGCUGGAUUUCAACCCCGUCUGUCGUUCAUUCACUGACCGACAAGACCUCCUACGUGGAGUGUCAGUCGUGGUGCAGUACACUUGCUCUGGUCACUCCAGCUGCCGAUCAGGAACUGCAGUGGAGCAGAUUGAGUCUGGUUGUGAAAGUGGACAGUGGAGCAUUAGAGUAGAAGGCUCUACUUCUUUCACUCGUUCAGAAUCCACUGAAGCCAGUCUUUCUACCACUGCCAGAGAAGACUGUUCAGCUUGUGCGUCUCCAGAACUAACAAACACCCUGGAUAUCACGACUGAUAGCGUAACUCACUGUGUAGCCUGUAACUCAACAUGUGAUCAAGGUCUCCUGGACCUAGUGCCAGAGUGACUGCUGCAACUUCUACAACAACUCAGUGU
Geodia barretti is the source of this 2511-nucleotide messenger RNA. The record is from the annotation of a GenBank genome assembly. NCBI's taxonomy places the organism in Eukaryota, Metazoa, Porifera, Demospongiae, Tetractinellida, Geodiidae.